CCACUAGACAGACAUUAACGCCAGAGAGGGACAUUAUCCGAGAGCACUCACUCAUGGGCAGCGAAAUGGGGCGGAACAGGGACACGAGGAUCCUACUACCCAGCCUGCUCCUGCUAGUCCUGAUGAUCGGCAGUGCGCAGUGUGCCAUGAAGCUGUGCGGCGGUAAACUGCCCGAAGCCCUGUCCCGGAUCUGCGUUUAUGGCUUCAACGCGAUGACUAAGCGAACUUUGGAUCCCGACAACUUCAACCUUAUAGAGGCCGCACCACUUGGCUUGGGCUUCGAAGACGGUUCGCUUCUCGAGAGGUUGUUAGUUGAGAGUUCCGCCCAGAUGCUGAAAACACGACGACUGCGGGAAGGCGUCUUCGACGAGUGCUGCUUGAAGUCUUGCUCCAUGGACGAACUCCUUAGAUAUUGUGCUCCCAAACCCAAAACGUGAACCUUCUAUUAACCUUCCGACGACACCUAAGAUUGCCGAAAUGAUAUGAUUCGCCUGGGACUAAAAGUCACGUAUUCGUAGUUGUUAAGUCGUUGUGGAAGCUUACUCAAAUCCAGAUUUGGAUAUAAUAUAUAUGUGCACAUGCGAGUGGGAUGUGUGCGCAUAAUUUAUGAUCGGAAAUCAGAGACAGACACGCGAAAUGAAUCGGAACACGGGAUGUUAUGCAUGUAGAUAUGGCCUGAAUACAUCGGCUGGGUAUAAAUUAUUAAAUAAAUUAUGUAUUCAAACUGCUGCA
Drosophila takahashii is the source of this 732-nucleotide messenger RNA. It is a transcript of the gene Ilp3, whose product is annotated as Insulin-like peptide 3. The record is from RefSeq and is a predicted model, not a curated record. Gene Ontology annotation, cellular component: extracellular region. Gene Ontology annotation, molecular function: hormone activity. Lineage: Eukaryota; Metazoa; Arthropoda; Insecta; Diptera; Drosophilidae.